Messenger RNA from Symbiodinium sp. CCMP2456, 1512 nucleotides. Lineage: Eukaryota; Dinophyceae; Suessiales; Symbiodiniaceae. The record is from the annotation of a GenBank genome assembly.
AUGGGAGACUGGGAGCAGGUCGAUCCGCCGGAGGUUUCAACUCCCGAGCAUUGGAGCGAUGUCGGCCUACUCAGCGCGCGAACUGGUCUUCUGGAACAGCAGCUGCAGGCCACGCAGGCCCAGCUUUCGCAGAUGGCAGCGCAGUUGGCCACAGUAGCUCAGCUGAGCCACAACUUGCAGCACCUGGAAAUGCAGCUGGUGCUGCAGCGGCAGCAGCACCAGGAGGAUAUGGUCAAGCUGAUGGCUGCCCAGGCAGUUUCGCUGAGCAACCUCACCCCGAGCACUCGGUGCAAGGCCCGGCCCGGGCCAAGGGAGCGUCAGAAGCUGCGCGAGGAGCGUCGAGCCCAGGAGGUCGGGGAGUCCCAGCUCCAGGUUGCCACCUCAAGUGCCUCCACACUCGAGCCAGAAGCUUCCGAGCUUUCCUUGCCGGCAGCUCCAGAGUCAGAGGCACCUUCCCAGCCUGGCUCUGCCGCGGAAUCACAGGAGGUGGCACGUCGGCCCGCAUCCGCGGCCACGGAUGCUAAAGAGCUGACUGAGGUGAAGAAGGCGUGCCCCGCUCGCUCCUCCCCGCGCUGGUCUGGGGUCUCCUGGUGCGCUGUGAUCUUGGCUUGGAGCCUGUACCUUGCUGGGGACAUGUGGUCUCCCCUCACCUGGGGCAUGAUUGAGGACGGGCAGAUCGCGGACACGACAGCUGAUGAAGACUUGGCAGGGAGCCGGAACUUGGCCCAAAAUGCAGCAUCGAGGCUUCGCGAGCUGGGUCACUUGCAGCUCUCUGUGUCGGACUGCCACGGCGCUGCGAAACUCUUUGCUCGUGCUGAGGUGCUUCUGGGAAACAACUCCGCGCCGGUGGCUCAGCUUUUGGAGCUGCGCCGCGAGAGAGGAUUUGCCUUGGUCUGUGCACAGCACUUCAGCGAAGGUGCUGCGCUACUGCGUGAGGCUCUGUUGGAGUCGAUGCAGACCUCUUCGCCCAUCCACCUCCCGAUGCUUGCGGAAGACCAGCUCGACGAGCCGGUGGCUGGCCCUGUCCACUUGAUGAACGCCCUAAGCUUUGCUUACUUCUAUUUGGGAGAGUUCUCUCUCGCGAAGGGCGUGCUGGAGAGGGCAGUCACACUGUAUCCAGAAAAUCCACUGAUUUGGAACAACCUCGGCGCAGUUCACCUUGCUUUGGGCGAUACUUCACGGGCCGGCAAGACAUUGCAUGCAGCCCUGGCGCGUGCUAGAAAGCUUAGAGGCGAUCACACAAGCUACUAUCAGCAGCUGGUGUCCAACAACAUCCACAUGCAGCGUCGCCACAGCGACGGCGAUACGUCAGAACUGCCCUUGCUGGAGAUUUUCAACUGCAUGGUCACCGAAGUGUCCGAGAUGGUGGCUUCCACGCCUCCUGCUCAACUCACGAGGCAGUACCAGAGCCUCGGUGCAGAUGCAGCAGAAGCAGGCGUCGAUGCUUCCGCUGUGGUGGAGUCAAGCAAAGCCGUUCUGUCCAUGGAACGUGAGACCGUUCUCUGCCCCUGA